This is a messenger RNA of Ectocarpus sp. CCAP 1310/34, 2885 nucleotides long. NCBI's taxonomy places the organism in Eukaryota, Phaeophyceae, Ectocarpales, Ectocarpaceae. The record is from the annotation of a GenBank genome assembly.
UUCCCGCGACUGCUGUGGUUAAACUGCUGUCGACAACCAACGCCUGAGGUAGAGAGACGGAGAGGGCGAGGUAUUGCGCCCACCGCUAUUGCCAGAGUUAGCAGUGUCCCGAUCCAACCAAGGUGGAAGAUAUCGAAAGGCUGUUGUUGGUCUCUGCUGGAGGUACUGCUGUAGAUUGCCCGAGUGAUGUCCACCGCUGCACCCGACAAAGAGCAUGAGGAGGUAGCCUCAGCAACAGUAGAAACAACAACACCAACAGCAGUAUCCCCAGCAGCAGAGUUAGCAGAAGCGCCGACCGUCCGGCGACGAGACACGAUGAGUAGCGACAACAGCGCGCCACCGAGGCUUCGCCGGCCCCGGCAAGCGCAGCACCAGCACCAGAGCACAGCAGUGUCCUCGCCGAGCGAGGCAGCAGGCGAAGAGUGCCUGAACCAGCAACAACGGCAACCGCACGACGCGACACCGCCGACCCCGGGAGAGACUGCUAGAGGGUCGAGACCCUCGGCGCUCGGCGCGAGCCCCGCGAUGGCAUGGAAACGGCAUCCGCCGUGCCCGAAGUGUUGUAGCUGUUGUUGUGGUGGUGCUGCUAUGAUGUCCAUGGUGGAGACUAAGGGGAACGGGGGGGCGGCCGGAGAGAACUGGAGCUUGAAGAAUGUGGCCGCGUGGAGAGGUGGCGAGUGGCUAGGGCUGCUUCGGAAGCGGCGAAGGUCGGCUCCUGACGUCUCACGCGAGUCGUGCGCCGUCGGUAAUUCGCGAAUCAACAACAUCGACAACAGCAGCGGCAGCAGCGUUUGCCGAAAGCAACGGAAACUCGGCUUUCAAGCAGGUAGCUCUAGCUCCGGCACCGGCACCAGCGGCGGCGGCGGCGGCAGGGCCUCCAGGGGCAGGCGGGUCUUGGCGUGGGCGAGGAGGCUGGGGCUCGCCUUUUGCCUGGCGUGGUUGUCGUGUGUCGCCGUGCGGGAGUUCUACAUCCGAACCUACUGCCUGCAGGUCCGCGCCAUGGAGGCCACCCAGCCUCCAAGAGGAGAGUGUCCCAUCGUCAAGCUCACAAGGGAGUCCCGAGGAGGCUGGGGGGCACCGCCGGUUGUAGCAGGGCGUGGGGUCGGGGGGGGCGCCGGCGCUAUGGAGGAGGGGUUAGACGACAAGGGUAGAGGCGCCGCGGUUGCCCCAGCGGGAGGAGGCGGGGAGAGGGGCGGGCUACGGUUCGGCAUCAUUCUGAUGUGCGACGAAGGCAUGUGGCCUAAAGAGUAUUCGGAGAAGUCCAUUGCGAACAAGAAGGCGUACGCCGCUCUCCACGGGUACGACGUGAUCGUUGCCACGAGCGCGGAUAUCGACCGGAGUCGCCCGGCGGCGUGGAGCAAGCUCCUGGUGCUCAGCAAGCACCUCGGGAGCUACGACUACGUCAUCUUUGUCGACAUCGACGCGUUCGUGAUGAACCCGGCUUUCAAGCUGGAAUGGCUCCUCGACGUGGCCAGGAAGCAGCAGCAGACGGGGGAGAUAGACGGAUGGGGGGCGGGCAAUGGAUCGGACCUGAUCGUCACGCAAGACUGGAACGGACCCAACUCCGGCGUGAUUCUGGUAAAGAACUCUGACUUCUCGCGGUGGCUCCUGCAGGAGUGGUGGGAUCAGAAGCAGUUCGUCGACGGGCCGUAUCCCUUCCACUACGAGCAGCGCGCGAUGCACUACCUCCUCCAGACGGACUGCUGGAAGGAAGAGGGACUGCCGUUCUACGCGGACUACGCGGUGGUGAGGGCGCACACGGCCGUGCUGGACCAGUGCGCGAUGAACAGCUACCUGGUGCACCCCUGGCAGGUGCUGCUGGGCCGGACCAGCGUCGGCAGCGCGGCGAGCUACGAGUCGGGCGACUUCAUGCUCCACUUUGCCGGCAAGAAAGGAAGGGUCAGGCUCGAGCUCGUCGACUACUACUACCCCAGGGCCAAAAAGGCCGUAGAAGAGUACGCGGCAAGCCUGCAGCAGGACCCAGGGCAAGCAAAUCGGAGUGCCCCGAGCGUCUCCGUUGGUGUCCACGGCGCCCCCGGGGGCGACGUGCAUCCACCGCCUUCCAGGAUGCAGGGGGGGGGCGGAGGGGGAAGCCUUCGAGGCUCGGGGUGAAAAAAUAUCGGGAGGAGCUUCUCUGUACCCUUCAACCACCCAUUAGCAGACAAUAUGUUUCGCCGUGUGUAGUUUUUUUCCAGGCAUUUCUGUGGAACAUUUCACACCAUGUUUUGUAGGAACUUGAUGUUUCGGAAUGUUCAUGCGACUGGUUUUUGAAGGGAGCGAAGGGGGUGAGUUUGGGCGGGAGUUCGUUUUUUUGGUGGAGUGGAAGCGAUUCGUGCGCGCUAGCUACACUGGCAUAUCGGACACUCUCUCCGUGAAGGUGUCAUCCAACGUUUCCCAAGCCGUGUAGAACUACCAUUCCAUCAGCAGCUUGUUGUUAGCUGGGUGCAGAUCGUGAUCGUAUACCCCGCAUGCCUCAUUGGGGUGUGUUUUUUUUUUCCGUCCACCCUCCUGUAAUGUAGACUACCCGUGAGCAGGAGUCUUUCGAAAUGUAGAUUGUGUCAUGACUACGAGCGAAACAUGUUGGUGGUCUCUCUUCUCUGUGAUUGUACCCCGCUUGCCCCAAGAUAGUAGGAGCGUGGUAUGCAUCUGUGUAGAAAAGCUGUGGUUGAGUGUUUUAUGUUUUGUUUUGUUUCGGUGAUGCGAAGUGGUUUUUGUAGACACCGCGUUUGGGUGUAUGUAUUGUAGUCUACCUGUUCGUUUUUUUAACUCGUUUGUAAAUACAUUUGCAUGGGGUGUGCUUAAUAAAACUUGAAGGCCGACUUCGUUGUGGCCGGAAAAUGCACCAACCAACCAGGGGUGAAACUGAGCCAUCUUUUUUACCGGUU